AUGAGAUCAUUGGAAUGCGCUGAUUCCAUUCCUCUCCUCCAUUCGAAUGAAAAGAGUGAUAUGCAAUUCAAACAGCCCAAGAAAGGGAUCAAUUGGGUGAUUGCGGCCGCUUUUAUAGUGGCGGAUAUGGCCGGCGGAGGAGUGGUUACCAUGCCUGUGGCAUUACUCAAAUCGGGUGGGUAUCUUCGCCCAACUGCGUAUCUCUAUAUUCCAGGGGGUCUAAUUGGUGGACUGGUCAUCUUUGUUGUGGCGACUGCCUUCUGUUACACUGCUCAUUUACUUGGCGAGAACUGGACCAUAAUGAAGAAGAGGUGGCCAGAGUAUUCGUCCCAUUGCCGAAAGCCCUACCCUGAGAUGGCCUUCCGAGCGAUCGGACCGAAGGCCCGCCUUCUCACCGUCGGCACCAUCCAUGCCAUGUUGUUCGGGGUCAGUGUUGUCUACCUUCUUCUUUCCGCCAAGAUCAUCAACAAUUUAAUCAGUUCUUUGAUGAGUUUUAACAUCGGGGAAUGUCGUAUGUUGGUGGCAUUGGCUGUUGUAUUGUUCCCAGUUACUCUACUCAAAUCGCCGCAAGAUUUCUGGUAAGAGGUGUCUGAUUUUUAUGUUGCCAGGAGCACCAUCGGAAGCUCCGAAAUCAAGAUUUUUUUUUUAAUUACAAAUUUUUGCAAUUUGUAAAGAAAGUUUGGCUUGGGGGCGUGAAGGGCAGUGACCCUAAGCCACGGCGUCUUCCGAUCACGCCUCUACAGCAAGUCUCAUUUGGCGAUAGACAGUUUGUGCACUACCUUUGUUGGACAUAUUUUUUUUACUUUAGGAUUGCCGUGGUUUUGGCAAUGGUCACUACCGUAAUCGCAGUCAUUCUGAUUGUGGCUGGAAUACUGAAAGAUCAUGGCGUAUGCGGUGUCAAUGCCCAUUUUCCCUUGUUCAAUUCUGAAGAGUUCAUCAUGUCCUUGGGCAUCUUCAUGUUCGCUUUUGGAGGUCAUGCCGUUUUCCCUACCAUAAUCAAUGAUAUGAGACGUCCUAAAGAGUUCACUAAGUCAGCGUUUUUAGGCUUCCUUGGUAAGAUGAUUAACUUGUGGUCGUCCCUUUACACUAAUUACAUAAUAUGUCAUCGUAUUCUAGGGGUCUGUAUCUUAUAUCUACCAGUUACUGUACUCGGUUAUGCAGUUUAUGGUGAUUCCUUAACCGAUUCCAUAAUUUCAUCUAUCCAAUCGAAACAGAUCCAAGAAGCAGCUAACCUCUUCAUCGCUGCCCAUUGUGUUUUAACACUAACAAUCACUAUUAACCCGCUCAACCAGGAGCUCGAGAACUCUCUUGGUCUUCCUCAUGGCAAGUUUUGGUCAUCUUAUCGUAUCAGCAUACAUAAUAUGUACAUAUAUGGAUGGCGCAAUCUACAGUUUUUUUUGUCUUGACUGGCAGAAAGCUCGAUUUGUUGAAUGGAGAGCUCUGGGAAAUUCUUGACUCGGAUUGCGUAACGUUGCGAGACCAAGAAAUCGGGCUUUCUGCCAGUCGAGACAAAAAUGUGUAGACCACACCAUUCUUAUUCUGUUGUAAUUUGCAGGGUUUGGAGUGGGUAGAGUCGCUGUACGUGCCUUUAUUUUAUCUUCGGUCACCUUCUUGGCCUUAUCGAUACCCAGUUUUGGACCUUUACUCAACGUUAUUGGAGGCACCACAGUGGCUCUUACAUCUGCCGUGUUACCAUGCCUGUUCAGCAUGUUUUUAAAAGCCAUGGAGAGAGAUGUGACCAAGGCAGGCUACCUUUCCUUGGCCCAGGCUAUCAAAUUAACUCCAUGGCCUCGACUGAUAGCUAACUUUCUUGUUAUUGGUAUGUAACAUUUCAAUUACAACCAUCAAUCUGUCGGAAAAAUAAUGAGUAUUCUGUCGCAUCGAAACUCGCAUCGCAGCCGAGAGAAUGAAUUGUGUCGCAAUGCUUUUCACCUCAGCGACGCGAUGGGGUUUCCACAUUGUGUUCAUUAUUUUCCCGACAGACCGAUAAUCGAGAUGGGUUUAUUUUUAGUUCUUGCUAUUUUAUUCGGCACAGUGACGACGAUCUCCGCUUGGAAAGAUCUUUACGUCUCCGAAAUGAGUGCUCCUUGUUACUCUAUGAAUUAUCAUAUCACAAUUUCGCAGACAAAUCAUUGUUGUGGGCCUUUCAGAAAUAUUUCUUCUAUUGGAGAAACGUGUUAUGUACAUUUAAAAUAAAAGCGUGGUAAAAAGGAAUACCCCAAAUAAGAAAUAAAAAAAAUCGCUAGCUUUAUCGGAAAUGUUUCAUGGUAUAAAAUGUCACUAAAAAUAUAAUUGGAAGGAAAAACAGAAAAUUUUUCGGAAGAAGCUAGAAUUAUCAACGAUGAGAGUUCCUAAAGGUGCACCAGUAGCCGGAUUACUUUAUUGGAAACAAAAAUUUCCAUUCCUCAACAGAUUCCAACGUCCAACGAUGGGAACUGCAGCAGUCGGUGGAUGCGUCGGUCUAACAAUACUCGGAAUUCUAGUCAUGAUUGUCCAACCAUACGUCUACAACGAUUAUUAUAAGGGGGUUCAGGCCCACAAGAGAUCGCUGAUGAAUGCCGACCGGGAGAAACUUGCGAAUGGCCUCCGACCCUGGUCCGAUCCCUUCAAGUCUCCAAAAUAAUAAUAUACCUGUUUGUAUUCCUUCGUGUUUUUUAUAUUUGUUGUGUGUCAUUUUUUCUUUUAGGAAUAAAUAUUUCAGCUACAUGUCAGACCAAAACCUAGCAGAACAGGGUCCGCUUCAGAACGAUGAAGAAGGGCAAGGAGAUGAGCAACAUGGAAAGGAGAAACAGAAGAGGGAAUACAAUCAGUUCGAUCUCAGUGUAAUCCCAGUUGAUGAAACUGUAAGUUUAUUUUAAACUGGAGAGUCUUAUUUUAGGAUAUUGAUCUUACUCACACCGUUGCCGACCGCAUUCCUGAUCUCAGCCGCUUUACCAAGCUUAAGGUAAGUUUACGAAUUUUUUUAAUAUAAAUUUUUUUUAGAAUUUGUCUUUACGGACAAAUCUGAUCAAGGAGAUUAAUGAGAACGUCAGAAUCACUCAAUUAACGGAGAUUGAUCUUUAUGACAAUCAGAUCGAGAAGGUCCAGAAUCUCGACUGUCUCAUCAAUUUGGAGAUAUUAGACUUGAGUCACAACAGAAUAAGAACCAUUGAGGGUAAUCGUUCAUCUUUUUAUGCAAGUCGUUUAGGUCUCGACAAUCUCAAGAGUCUAAAGAAGUUGUACUUGGUUUGUAAUAAGAUCACUUCAUUGGCUGGUCUCGAGAAUUUGGUGAAUCUGGAACUCUUGGAAGCUGGAGAUAACAAGAUUAAGGUCAUCGAGAAUAUUGGUCAUCUCAAAAAAUUGAAAGAGCUUUAUUUGGGAAAGAAUAAGAUCUCGAAAUUGGAAAAUCUGGAGAAUCUACAAGGCCUCAAAGUUCUGAGUGUACCGGUAAAUUACUUUAUACUGUUGGCGUUCACUAGGCUUUUUCAGGGUAAUAGAUUGACUUCUUUGGGAGACAUUUCUUAUCUCAAAGAGUUGGAAGAGCUUCACAUCAGCUCUCAAGGAAUCGAAGAUAUCAGUGGAAUCGAACAACUUGUGGGUCUUGAGUAGAAAUUUACAUCCAUUAUUUAGACUAAUCUCUCCAUUGUGGACGCGGGCGAUAACUCAAUCUCCGUUAUUCCACAACUUUCAAAACUGGAGAAUCUUGAGGAUUUGUGGCUGAAUGACAAUAAGAUCAGCAGCUGGAAGGAAAUUGAGAAAUUAGGUUCGGUGAAAGCCUUGCGGACUUUAUACUUGGAGAGGAAUCCGAUUUAUCAUGAAGACCCCACGGCAUACAGAAGAAAGGUCAUCUUGACGUUGCCUCAGCUUACACAAGUUGAUGCCAUCGCUUGUAAACCAACCUGA
Bursaphelenchus xylophilus (pine wood nematode) is the source of this 3882-nucleotide messenger RNA. The record is from the annotation of a GenBank genome assembly. Lineage: Eukaryota; Metazoa; Nematoda; Chromadorea; Rhabditida; Aphelenchoididae.